AUGGCUGAGAUCCGCCGAAAGCUCGUCAUUGUCGGCGAUGGUGCUUGUGGUAAAACCUGUUUGUUGAUUGUUUUCUCCAAGGGCACUUUCCCCGAGGUCUACGUUCCCACCGUCUUCGAGAACUAUGUCGCCGAUGUCGAGGUUGAUGGCAAGCACGUCGAGCUCGCCCUAUGGGAUACUGCUGGUCAGGAAGAUUACGACCGUCUCCGACCUCUUUCUUACCCCGACUCCCACGUUAUCCUGAUCUGCUUCGCUGUUGACUCUCCCGACUCCCUCGACAACGUCCAGGAGAAGGUUGCCUUGCUGACACGUGCUCUCUUACAGUGGAUCUCUGAGGUUCUGCACUUCUGCCAGGGUCUUCCUAUCAUCCUUGUCGGCUGCAAGAAGGAUUUGCGAUACGACCAGAAGAUCAUCGAGGAACUCCGAAAGACCAGCCAGAAGCCCGUCUCACCUGAGGAGGGUGAGGAGAUCCGCAAGAAGAUCUCUGCUUACAAGUACCUUGAGUGCUCAGCCAAGACCAACGAGGGUGUCCGCGAAGUGUUCGAGCACGCUACUCGCGCUGCUCUGCUGUCGCGCAGCACCCGAAGCAAGUCUCACAAGAAGUGUCUUGUCCUGUAA
Fusarium poae is the source of this 618-nucleotide messenger RNA. RefSeq lists its product as uncharacterized. Bases 1 to 618 code for a protein of 205 amino acids. The record is from RefSeq and is a predicted model, not a curated record. Lineage: Eukaryota; Fungi; Ascomycota; Sordariomycetes; Hypocreales; Nectriaceae. The transcript is spliced from 5 exons. Gene Ontology annotation, molecular function: GTPase activity; GTP binding. Gene Ontology annotation, biological process: small GTPase-mediated signal transduction.